This is a messenger RNA of Zalophus californianus (California sea lion), 3033 nucleotides long. It is a transcript of the gene PTCD2, whose product is annotated as pentatricopeptide repeat domain 2. The record is from RefSeq and is a predicted model, not a curated record. The coding region runs from base 13 to 1122 and encodes 369 amino acids. Gene Ontology annotation, molecular function: RNA binding; protein binding. Gene Ontology annotation, biological process: regulation of mRNA processing; multicellular organism development; mitochondrion organization. NCBI's taxonomy places the organism in Eukaryota, Metazoa, Chordata, Mammalia, Carnivora, Otariidae. The transcript has 10 exons. Gene Ontology annotation, cellular component: mitochondrion.
GCCCGGGACAGCAUGGCUGCCACGAUUCGGCUGCGGAAGCACGACGUGUUGCAGGCGCUGCGGAGUUCGGUGUAUCCCCGGGUGGGAGGCUCAGGCUCCACAUGCUGCCGCUGCCCUCUCGGAGCUAAAAGAUACCUACUUACAGAUAAUAUUGUGAAAUUAAAAGAAUUUCAGCAUAAGAAGGUGGCUAUUGCCUGUCAUCUUCCUGGCACCAAAGCAACCUAUCUGAGAAACAUGGAGGAGAAAUUGACUCAGAACAAGCUCAUCCUGAAGGAAGAGUUGAAAACCUUGCUUCAUUUGAGCGAUUCCCGGGACGAUAUGGAACUGGUUAAAAAUGUCAUUUACAGGUACCAUGCAGAGAACAGAAAUGUGACUUUCGGGGAGUAUAAAUUUGGACCACUUUUCAUGAGGUUGUGCUAUGAGUUGGAUCUUGAGGAAUCUGCAGUGGAACUCAUCAAAGACCAGCAUUUACGAGGUUUCUUCUCAGACUCCACAUCAUUCAAUAUUUUGAUAGAUAUGUUAUUUAUCAAAGGCAAGUAUUCAAGUGCAUUGGAAGUACUGAUAGAGAUGAAAAACCAAGAUGUGAAGUUCAACAAAGACACCUAUGUCCUUGCUUUUGCGAUUUGCUACAAACUGAAUAGCCCUGAAUCUUUGAAAAUCUGUAGUACAUUAAGAGAAGAAGCCCUGAUCAAAGGAGAAGUCCUCUCCAGGAGAGCAUCUUGUUUUGCUGUGGCAUUAGCUCUGAAUCAGAACCAGGUGGCAAAAGCUAUAUCCAUUUUUUCCCAAAUCAUGAAGCAAGAAAACAUAGUCUGCACUAAUUUAAAUAUUUUGAUUCAUAUCCAGGCAAAUAUGUUGAAAACCCUGAUAGAGAUACUAAAGGAUGCUGCAGAGGGAAAUUUAUCAAAAUUUGUGAGAAGACAAGAGUUCUCAGAAGAAGUGGGGGUACUGCAGGCUGUGAUUUACAUAUGUACAAAAGGACUGUUCACAAGAAAAUGUUGCUCAUGUCCUUAUGCAGUAAUAAUAGUAAACCACAGGAUUAUCACAUCAGAAAUGAACGUGCUUGACUUCUCAGAGAAUGAAAUGCAUGGCAACAGUGAGAAUCAGAAAGGGUCAUCUGACUGAUAUUCGUCCUGAAAGCGACACAAAGCACAAAUGAUGUCACAAUCGCAAAUAUUAUACUUCUUUCUCUUUGUCCACCAUCAUCCAUUUGCAGCAACAUCACUUCAGUUGGACAAUUGCAGUGUCUCUAAAUUGUUUCAGAGGUAGCCUAGUACACCAAACAUCCUCAGGAGCUGUUGAUCUUUUUUCCCCUUGGCUAAAUAUAAACUGUGAAAAUGAAGUAAAAACAACAGCCCCUCUGUGUCUAUAGGGUGGGGACAGGACAGGGUGGCAGAGGUAAGAAAUACGUUGCAGAAGAACUGGCUCAUGACUUCAGUCUUCUUGAAAGCAGAGCUUUGAACUUUUUUCAUUUUAUAUUUUUUAACUUAUUUGAUUGUCACCACUACUCUCCCUUUCCCAUGAUGUAGGAAAGAUUACUUUACGCCCAUUUAACAGAAACUAGAACCAAGGUGUAUGUCCAUUAAGAGUUUCCCAGAGGUCACAUAGGGGGAAAGUGGAAAAAUAUGGUGUAAAACCCGUCUCCUGAUUCUGGACCCCAGGGCUCCAUUUGGUAGACCAUAUUAUAAAGUGUCAUCCAGCUUCACUAAACACAGACCAAAAGCUAGGAGUUAAAGAUGGGUACCCUCUGUACGAAUCAGUGGAAGUCCUCACCCCUAUCCUCCCCUCACCUGAAUGUAAUAGUGCAUUCAUAGUUGAGAACGUGCCUCAUUCCUUUGAAGAUGUAUCUCAGUCAUCAAGCCUACAAGAAGGAUAAUCCUACCCACAAAGUAUUGAUUACUUCCUUGGUUGAGCCCUGCUAUACCUUAAAUACAGUGCUAUCUUUGUGCAUGUAACUUUCACGUGCCUUGGGGCCUGGGUCUUGCUGUUCUUGGAUUCCUAGAUCCUACUACAGGGCGCGUUUCAUAGUAGGCACACAAUGCUUGUGUGCUAAAAGAAAGGCAUGGCAUGAAAUUAAUUCUUUAGAAGUGAAAAUUAAGGGAGAGCCGCGCCUAGAAAAACCUUGCAAAAGUCAUUUACCCUCUCAAAGCCUCAGUUUCUUCAUCUGUAAAAUGGGGAUAAUAAGGAAACAAUAACCCUGAAGAGUUAUUGUAUAUACAAUGCUUGGCAAAGGGCCUGUUUCACAGCAAGCUCUCAGUAGGUGGUAGCUCUUUGUGGUAGCCAGCCUUCAAGAUGGCCCCCAGUGACUUUCACCUCCUAGUAGCCACAGUAUCCUAGUAUCCUAGUUCCUUCUCACACUGAAUAGGGCUGACUAUGUGACAAAUAGGACAUUGGAGGAUUGACAGAGUGUGGUUUAUGAGACUAGGUCAUAAAAAUUAUUGAGGCUUCCACCUUGUUCUCUCUUGGAUCACCUGCCCUGGGAAGAGCGAGAUACCAUAUCAUGAAGACACUUCAAGCAGCCCUAUGAAGUACAUGUUGUGAAGAACUAGGCUUCCUACCAACAGCCAGCAUCAAGUCACCAUCCAUAUGAGCAUGCCAUCUUGGACACUGAUCCUUCAGCCCCAGUCAAGCCUUCAGAUGAUGUAGCCCUGGCCAACAUCUUGACUGCAACCUCAAGAGAGACCUUGAGCCAGAACACCCUGAUUAAGCAGCUCCUGGAUUCCUGACCUAUAGAAAUUGUGUGAAAUAAAUGCUCAUUGUUGUUUUAAGCGGGUAAGUUUUGGGGUAAUUUGUUACAGAGCAAUAAGUAAACAAUAUACCAUCAUUGUAAAUGGUUGUAUGAGUAUCAAUAAACAGAUAAGUGCCACACAGUCAAUCCUGGUCCUUGACCAGCCUCAGUUCACAAGAGCUAAUGGGUAAGGAAGGCUGGUUUUAACCACAUUAGGACUUGUCCUUCCCCCAGACUGAAGAGGUAACUAAGAUAGACAUUCUCAGCACCUGACUUGAGGGAAGUGAGAAGGCCCCCUUGGUGCUCUU